CUAUAAAUCAUACGCAGAAGUAAAAAGAAAUAAAAGGAUAAAAGAAUCGAGACAAGAUAGAUGACAACUAACGUCGUCGUUGUUCAACAGCCUAUGGCUGUAAAUAAUAAUUCACUGAUGGUCACGGGGAUAAAUGGCCACAGGGAGUGGACCACAGGGCUCUGUGAGUGUGAUGACAAGAGGAAAUGCCUAGUUGGAUGUUGCUGUGUACUUUGUUCACUAUGCAGUCUGGCGAGAAGAACUGGGGAGUGUCCCUUGAUGGCAUACUAUGUUUUGGGAGGACUAACCUUGCUACGAAGUAGGAUUAGAACCAUUGGAGGAAUUAAGGGGACUGUCUCAAACGACAAUAUGAUAAUGAAGUGGUGCUGUCCGUGUGGAGUACUACAAAUGGAGAGGGAACUCGAAAAUAUGGGAAUCCCAUAAAAAGAUUCCUAUUCCUUUUUCUUUGAUGUCAACAUACUUUGCAAUAUAGUAAAGCAGUAUGAAGACCGAAUGUGUUCAAAAAAAAAAACUUGUAUUAUCUUUUUGCUUAUUCUCUGUAAAUUAGAUCAAUUACUUUUCUGUGUUUUUAAAUUCUGUACAUUGUAUUUAUUAGUAAAUAAAAAAAAGA
Saccostrea echinata is the source of this 610-nucleotide messenger RNA. RefSeq names its product PLAC8-like protein 1. Bases 61 to 423 code for a protein of 120 amino acids. The transcript is spliced from 4 exons. The record is from RefSeq and is a predicted model, not a curated record. NCBI's taxonomy places the organism in Eukaryota, Metazoa, Mollusca, Bivalvia, Ostreida, Ostreidae.